Messenger RNA from Pseudophryne corroboree (corroboree frog), 2331 nucleotides. It is a transcript of the gene CAPN6, whose product is annotated as calpain 6. NCBI's taxonomy places the organism in Eukaryota, Metazoa, Chordata, Amphibia, Anura, Myobatrachidae. The transcript is spliced from 13 exons. Gene Ontology annotation, cellular component: cytoplasm. Bases 245 to 2176 code for a protein of 643 amino acids. Gene Ontology annotation, biological process: proteolysis. Gene Ontology annotation, molecular function: calcium-dependent cysteine-type endopeptidase activity. The record is from RefSeq and is a predicted model, not a curated record.
CAUAAAUUAGUCUCAGAAUCCCAGCUCUCCUCAAUGACUCACUGUCCGCUAUAAUACAAACAGGAGCACGCUUUUAAAACAUUGAGCAAGAUACAAAACACCCCUCUAAUAAAUGUCACCUUGGUACGGUCAGCAGUUUUGUAGUUUUGGCAGCUGGAACAUAUUUAAUUAUAUUGAUUUUUGGGAUUGCUUUUCAUCCAGUUGUCACAGCGCAUAGGAAGCAGCAGAGCUGAGAGUGGAAGAUAUGGCCCCACCAGUACGGAAUCUGAAGAAUCAGAAUUUUUGGCAGCUUAAAAAUGAAUGUAUGAAAACUGGAGCUUUGUAUGAAGAUCCAGAAUUCCCAGCAUCAGAAGAAUCGUUAUUCUACAGCAAAUCUCCUACCGAGCAAAUAGAGUGGAAACGCCCUGGGGAACUCUGUGAUGACCCUCACCUGUUUGUGGAUGGAGUCAGCCAACAUGACUUGCACCAAGGAAAGCUGGGAAAUUGCUGGUUUGUGGCUGCCUGCUCCUGUCUUGCUCUCAGACAGACGCUCUGGAAUAAGGUUAUUCCACAAUGGAAGAGACAGGAGUGGGACCCAAAAGAACCACACAGAUAUGCAGGAAUUUUCCAUUUCAAGUUCUGGUGUUUGGGGGAAUGGGUCGAUGUGGUCAUUGAUGAUCGCUUGCCAAGCAUAGACGGGAGUUUGAUCUAUUGCCAUUCCAAUGUGAAGAAUGAAUUCUGGAGCGCACUGCUGGAGAAGGCUUAUGCCAAGUUGGCAGGAUCAUACGAAGCCCUUGAUGGUGGCAGCUCAGCUGAUGCCAUUGUGGAUUUCACUGGGGCAGUUGCAGAAAGUGUUGACCUAACAGAUGACAACUACAGAGUUAAUAUAAUUGAACAAACAAAAUUGUUUGAGGAGCUCCUGAAAGUUUACAGAAGAGGUGGGCUGAUCUGCUGUCAUAUCAAGGCUCCCUCAUUCAGGGACACAGAAAAAGUGACUCCUCUGGGACUUGUUAAAGGACACGCAUAUGCUGUAACAGAAAUUAAGAAGGUAUCUCUGGGAGAGAAGACCCUUUGUUUUGGAAAGACCUCCAAACUAUUUAUGGUUAGAAUGAGGAAUCCAUGGGGCAACAGAGAAUGGAGAGGUGCGUGGAGUGAUGAAUCUGAAGAAUGGAAAAAAGUUAGCGAAUAUGAGAAAAGACAGCUCGGUCUGGAUUUGCAAAAUGAUGGCGAGUUCUGGAUGACUUUUGAGGAUUGGUGUAAGAAUUUCACCCAUGCUGACGUGUGCCGGAUAAUAAACACAUCAAUUCUCAGCCGACACAAAACAUGGGAGAAAGGGGAGGCCCGUGGGAAGUGGACAAAGAGUGAAGAAGUUUUGUUAAACCGCUCUGGAGGAUGCUUCAAUUACAAAAGUACUUUUUUCCAGAAUCCGCAGUAUAUGUUUGAAAUAAAGAAAGAGGAAGACGAAGUAUUGGUUUCUCUACAGCAGCAAGACCAGUGGAUUAACAAGUCUAGAAAAGGAGACCGUUUUAUUAUAGGCUUUGAGAUUCUGAAGGUGGAACAGAACAGACAGUAUCGAAUCCACAAGAUGCAUGGACAGGAAAGGGCUGCAUCCUCUCCCUACAUGAACCUGAGAUCCAUUGUUUUGAGGAAGACAUUGAAGAAAGGUCGAUAUGUCAUCAUUCCUACAACCUUUCAUCCUGGCACCAUCUGUGACUUCAUCCUCAGACUCUUUACAGAUGUGACAUCUGAAUUCAGGGAGCUGCUGCUUGAUAAACCCAGUGUGACCUGCUGGAGCAUCCUGUGGGGAUACCCUCAGAGAGUCACCCAGGUGUGGAUACAGAAAGUGGAAGGAGUACAGCAAGAGGGCAGAACACAAGGAACUGACCUAUACAUUACCGUUAAAUGCGAAAGUGAGAGGGUUAAAUCCGAAGUCCACAAAAAUACCACCAAUGCUGUCUUUGAUAUGAAAGCCAUCUUCUAUCGCAAGAGACUCAAUGUACCGAUUGCUGUUCAGGUCUGGGGGAGCAGUAUCUUGUGUGACCAGUUCCUGGGCCAAGUGCUCCUGGCUGCAUCGCCUAAUGACCCAAAGGAAGAGCAGAUUCUGCAGCUGCACAACAAGGAUGGCCAAGCAGCUGAAGAGAUGCCAGGCCGGAUAACUGUCAAGAUUGUCUCUUCCGAUGACCUACAUGACCUGUGAAUGUGCGAGAGUCCUCCAGACACAGACACGGCUGCAAGCGAGAGACAGUCUAACAGCUCUGUGCAGAUGAUGUCUCCUCUGUUCACAUGCCCAAGAGAUUCACAUCUAUGCUAUACAGGACUGCUGCAAUCCAGGAGUAAACUUACCAUGAAAAA